Molecule: messenger RNA, 2263 nt
Organism: Capsaspora owczarzaki ATCC 30864
Lineage: Eukaryota; Filasterea; Ministeriida; Capsasporidae
Product: ATP-binding cassette sub-family D member 4
Exons: 13
Coding region: 1-2184 (727 amino acids)
Biological process (GO): peroxisome organization; fatty acid beta-oxidation; very long-chain fatty acid catabolic process
Cellular component (GO): peroxisomal membrane
Molecular function (GO): ATP binding; long-chain fatty acid transmembrane transporter activity; ABC-type transporter activity
Source: RefSeq, a predicted model, not a curated record
AUGUCGGACGUGCGUGCAGGGUCAAUCCAGCAGCACCACGACGACAAGCUGGGCAGCAGCAAGUCGCAUGCAGGCAUGGAUGGCCGACAUUCGGGCAGCGCAGGCACCUUCGUCAGCAGCAUCAGCGCAGUGUUCAAGGGCGGGCACGGCAGCAAGCAUGGACGGAGCCAAGCGUGGACACCACUCGGUGGCGCGUCUGCCGCUCGUUCGUCGACCUCGUCGUCGACCUGCAGUCAAUGGUUUGGAUGCUCGUCUUGCUGUUCAUCUUCAGACGACCGCACCGAGAGCCCCUCCAAACAUACCUUGGAUCGAGUGUUCUUCCGUCGACUCUGGCAAAUCACCAAGCUCUUCUUCCCGUCCAUUCGAGCACAGCCGUCGAUGUGGCUUUGUCUGCUGCUUGGCCUCGCAUUGGGACUGCAGGUCGUUUAUUACCUGAUUGGCAUGAUCCCAAGUCGGUAUUACUCGAUUCUGCAACGCAAGGACGAGAGCGCGUUCACUGCCCAGACCAUCUACUGCUUUGUCCUCGUCGUGGCGGUGGCCGUCAUGAACAGCGCGAGCGGUUUUGUUCAGGCGCAGCUCUACUUGCAGUAUCGCCAGCGCUUGACGCUGUUUCUCCAACAACUGUACUUCAGCAACACGACUUGCUACCGCACCAACGUGCUGGACAGCCGCGUGGACAAUGCAGAUCAGCGCAUUGCUCAAGACGUGGAUAAAUUCUCCACCUCGUUGAGUAAAAUCCAGGCGAAAAUCAUCAUCCUCCCCCUCACAAUCCUCUACUACACGUACCAAAGUGCCAAUGCAAUGGGCUGGGUCGGCCCAGUCAGCGUUUUUGGCUUUUUCAUCGUUGGUACCGUCUCAAACAAGUUUUUGAUUUCGUUCAUUGUGCCUCAAGUCGUCAAACAAGAGCGCCUCGAGGGAGAUUUCAGGUACGCUCAUGCCCAUGUCCGCUCAAAUGCCGAGGCUGUGGCAUUCUACCACAGCGAGAGACGCGAGGAGGAGAAUGUGACGCGACGCUUUGCUGAACUGAUUCGCACCCAAGAGCGGCUGAUCUUCCGCAACGUGUUUUUGGACAUUUCGAUUGGACUCUUCGAUUAUGCCGGCUCCAUUUUGAGCUACUUGGUCAUUGCUGUACCAAUCUUUGCUGGGCGCUACGAUGACCAACUGAGCAACAUUUCCACUGUCAUUUCUCAGAGUGCCUUUGUCUCCAUUUACCUGAUCAGCUGCUUUUCAACACUGAUUGACCUUUCCACCGAGUUUAGCAACCUGGCUGGUUUCACUCACCGUCUGGGUGAGAUGAUGGAAGUAUUUAUGGACACUUCUCUGCUGCGCCCAGUUGCCCAAGAUAACGAUGACGAGGAUCCGGACGAGCGAGCAGCAUCCACCCAAAAGACCAUCGUAUUUGACCACGUUUCGUUCGAGACACCCAAGGACCACGUCCAAAUCGUGAAGGACCUCAAUCUCGUGAUCGAAGAACAGAUGAACAUUCAAGUGAUGGGUGCCAGUGGGUGUGGGAAAACUUCCCUUCUCCGUACUCUCAACGACCUCUGGCCGCUUUCUUCAGGCACCAUCACCAAGCCGCGCCAUGUCGGACGCAACGGCCUCUUUUACUUGCCACAGGUGCCGUUCGUUUCGGAUGGAACGUUGCGCGAUCUGCUCAAGUAUCCAAACCGCGACGAUUUGACGCACGAUAAUCUCGUCGAGCUGUCGCGAGUGUUUUGUCCGGGAGCUGUCCCUUCGAGCUCCGCAUCGUCUGCUGCAAUCUCGUUGGCACACUCGGGCUCUUUGGUGCGGGUCGACCCUGCUCUCGAGUUUGAGGACAAGGUUUUGACGUCGAUUCUGGCGGAGGUCAAGUUGGGCUUUGUGGUGUCUCGCUGUGGCGGGUACGACACUUGGCACGAUUGGACUUUUUAUGAUUCCUUCUCGCCUGGUGAAAAGCAACGCCUCGCGUUCGUUCGCUUGUUCCUACAGCGGCCUCAGUUUGCCGUUCUGGACGAGUCUACCAGUGCAAUCAGUGGCGACCUUGAAAGCGAGCUGUACUCGCUUUGUCGAGCGCUGAACAUUACGACCGUGUCGAUUGCCCAUCGUCGGUCUCUUCUCAAGUUCCACGACUACCUCUUAAUGUUCAAUGGUGAGGCUGGCUGGAGUUUGAAGCCCAUUGACGCGGCGAUGCGUCAACGAGUUUAGCCAGCGUUCUGACAAACUCGAAAAGUCGUUUGUGUUUGUAUGUUUUGAUUACGAGCACAAUAUAUUUGACAUUCCUCAA